Cynocephalus volans (Philippine flying lemur) is the source of this 6905-nucleotide messenger RNA. It is a transcript of the gene RC3H2, whose product is annotated as ring finger and CCCH-type domains 2. Gene Ontology annotation, molecular function: ubiquitin protein ligase activity; double-stranded RNA binding; mRNA binding. Gene Ontology annotation, biological process: nuclear-transcribed mRNA catabolic process, deadenylation-dependent decay; protein polyubiquitination; ubiquitin-dependent protein catabolic process. The record is from RefSeq and is a predicted model, not a curated record. NCBI's taxonomy places the organism in Eukaryota, Metazoa, Chordata, Mammalia, Dermoptera, Cynocephalidae. Gene Ontology annotation, cellular component: cytoplasmic stress granule. The coding region runs from base 258 to 3827 and encodes 1189 amino acids. The transcript has 21 exons.
GGGAGGAGGAGGCCCCGUCGCGGCCUUCGCCGCCGCCAGCGGGGCUGUCUCUGUAGCUCCCGAUGGAGUUUGAGGUCGUGAAACCGCCGCCGAGCGCUGCCCCGGCGAGACGAGGCGCCUCCGUCGCCGAGCCGCGCCGUCGCGGGGCUCCCGGGAGCGGCCCUUAGCGACCCCGCCCGGGCCCCUUCAGCUUACAAAACACUACACAGCAAAAUAAUGAUCUGCUAGACUGCUAACCCGAGCAUCCAGCUUCCACAAUGCCUGUGCAGGCAGCUCAGUGGACAGAAUUUCUGUCCUGUCCAAUCUGCUAUAAUGAAUUUGAUGAGAAUGUGCACAAACCCAUCAGUUUAGGUUGUUCACACACUGUUUGCAAGACCUGCUUGAAUAAACUUCAUCGAAAAGCUUGUCCUUUUGACCAGACUGCCAUCAACACAGACAUUGAUGUGCUUCCUGUCAACUUCGCACUUCUCCAGUUAGUUGGAGCCCAGGUACCAGAUCAUCAGUCGAUAAAGUUAAGUAAUCUAGGUGAGAAUAAACACUAUGAGGUUGCAAAGAAAUGUGUUGAGGAUUUGGCACUCUACUUAAAACCACUAAGUGGAGGUAAAGGUGUAGCUAGUUUGAACCAGAGUGCACUGAGCCGUCCAAUGCAAAGGAAACUGGUGACACUUGUAAACUGUCAGCUGGUGGAGGAAGAAGGUCGUGUAAGAGCCAUGCGAGCAGCCCGUUCACUGGGAGAAAGAACUGUAACAGAACUGAUAUUACAGCACCAGAACCCUCAGCAAUUGUCUGCCAAUCUAUGGGCUGCUGUCAGGGCUCGAGGAUGCCAGUUUCUAGGGCCAGCUAUGCAGGAAGAGGCCUUGAAGCUGGUGUUGCUGGCAUUAGAAGAUGGUUCUGCUCUCUCAAGGAAAGUGCUGGUACUUUUUGUUGUGCAAAGAUUAGAACCAAGAUUUCCUCAGGCAUCAAAAACAAGUAUUGGUCAUGUUGUGCAACUACUGUAUCGAGCUUCUUGUUUUAAGGUUACCAAAAGGGAUGAAGACUCUUCCCUGAUGCAGCUGAAGGAGGAAUUUCGGAGUUAUGAGGCACUACGCAGAGAACAUGAUGCCCAAAUUGUUCAUAUUGCUAUGGAAGCAGGACUCCGUAUUUCACCUGAGCAGUGGUCCUCACUUUUAUAUGGUGACUUGGCUCAUAAAUCACACAUGCAGUCUAUCAUUGAUAAGCUGCAGUCUCCAGAAUCAUUUGCAAAGAGUGUCCAGGAAUUGACAAUUGUUUUGCAACGAACAGGUGAUCCAGCUAACUUAAAUAGGCUGAGGCCUCAUUUAGAGCUUCUUGCAAACAUAGACCCUAAUCCAGAUGCCGUUUCACCAACUUGGGAGCAGCUAGAAAAUGCAAUGGUAGCUGUUAAAACAGUGGUUCACGGCCUUGUGGACUUCAUACAAAAUUAUAGUAGAAAAGGCCAUGAGACGCCUCAACCUCAGCCAAACAGCAAAUACAAGACUAGCAUGUGCCGAGAUCUGCGACAGCAAGGGGGGUGCCCACGAGGAACAAAUUGUACAUUUGCCCAUUCUCAGGAAGAGCUAGAAAAGUAUCGAUUAAGGAACAAAAAGAUCAAUGCUACUGUAAGAACGUUUCCUCUUCUAAAUAAAGUUGGUGUAAACAACAGUGUCACAACCACAGCCGGAAAUGUCAUUUCUGUCAUAGGAAGUACUGAAACAACGGGGAAAAUUGUUCCAAGUACAAACGGAAUUUCAAAUGCAGAAAACAAUGUUUCCCAGCUAAUCUCACGUAGUACUGACAGUACAUUAAGAACUCUGGAGACUGUGAAGAAAGUGGGGAAAGUUGGCACGAAUGGUCAGAAUGCUGCUGGGCCUUCUGCAGAUUCUGUAACUGAAAAUAAAAUUGGUUCUCCACCCAAGACUCCUGUAAGUAAUAUAGUGGCUACCUCAGCUGGGCCCUCUAAUGUGGGAACAGAGCUGAAUUCUGUGCCUCCAAAAUCCAGCCCAUUUCUAACUAGAGUACCAGUAUAUCCUCAACAUUCUGAAAACAUUCAGUAUUUUCAAGAUCCAAGAACUCAGAUACCCUUUGAAGUCCCCCAGUACCCGCAGACAGGAUACUAUGCACCACCUCCAACGGUACCAGCUGGUGUGGCUCCCUGUGUUCCUCGCUUUGUGAGGUCCAAUAAUGUUCCAGAGUCCUCCCUCCCACCUGUUUCCAUGCCAUAUGCUGAUCAUUACAGUACAUUUUCCCCUCGAGAUCGAAUGAAUUCUUCUCCUUACCAGCCUCCUCCUCCGCAGCCAUAUGGACCAGUUCCUCCAGUACCUUCUGGAAUGUAUGCUCCUGUGUAUGACAGCAGGCGCAUCUGGCGCCCACCUAUGUACCAACGAGAUGACAUUAUUAGAAGCAAUUCUUUACCUCCAAUGGAUGUGAUGCACUCAUCUGUCUAUCAGACGUCUUUACGGGAAAGAUAUAACUCAUUAGAUGGAUAUUAUUCAGUGGCUUGUCAGCCACCAAGUGAACCAAGGACAACUGUGCCUUUACCAAGGGAACCUUGUGGUCAUUUGAAGACCAGUUGCGAGGAGCAGAUAAGAAGAAAGCCAGAUCAGUGGGCACAGUACCACACUCAGAAAGCACCUCUUGUUUCUUCAACUCUUCCUGUGGCAACACAGUCACCAACACCACCUUCUCCUCUGUUCAGUGUAGACUUUCGAACGGAUUUCUCUGAGAGUAUGAGUGGUACAAAAUUUGAAGAAGAUCAUCUUUCCCAUUAUUCUCCCUGGUCUUGUGGCACCAUAGGCUCCUGUAUAAAUGCCAUUGAUUCAGAGCCCAAAGAUGUAAUAGCUAAUUCAAAUGCUGUGUUAAUGGACCUGGACAGUGGAGAUGUUAAAAGACGAGUGCAUUUAUUUGAAACUCAGAGAAGGACAAAAGAAGAAGACCCAAUAAUUCCCUUUAGUGAUGGACCCAUCAUCUCAAAAUGGGGUGCAAUUUCCAGAUCUUCUCGUACAGGUUACCAUACCACGGAUCCUGUCCAGGCCACUGCUUCCCAAGGAAGUGCAACUAAGCCCAUCAGCGUAUCAGAUUAUGUCCCUUAUGUCAAUGCUGUUGAUUCAAGGUGGAGUUCAUAUGGCAACGAGGCCACGUCAUCAGCACACUAUAUUGAACGGGACAGAUUCAUUGUUACUGAUUUAUCUGGUCAUAGAAAGCAUUCCAGUACUGGAGACCUUUUAAGCAUUGAACUUCAGCAGGCCAAGAGUAACUCAUUACUUCUUCAGAGGGAAGCCAAUGCUCUGGCCAUGCAACAGAAGUGGAAUUCCCUGGAUGAAGGCCGUCACCUUACCUUAAAUCUUCUAAGCAAGGAAAUUGAACUGAGAAAUGGAGAGAGUGAUUAUACAGAAGAUGCAACAGAUACUAAGCCCGAUAGGGAUAUUGAAUUAGAGCUUUCAGCACUUGAUACUGAUGAACCUGAUGGACAAAACGAACAAAUUGAAGAGAUCCUGGACAUACAACUUGGUAUCAGUUCUCAAAAUGAUCAGUUGCUGAAUGGAACAGCAGUGGAAAAUGGUCAUCCAGUCCAGCAGCACCAAAAGGAGCCACUGAAGCAGAAGAGACAGAGUUUAGGUGAAGACCAUGUGAUUCUGGAGGAGCCAAAAACAGUUCUGCCGGUAACUUCUUGCUUUAGCCAUCCACUCCCAGUGUCUAUUAGCAGUGCAAGUUGCCUUCCCAUCACCACAUCUGUCAGUGUUGGCAACCUCAUUCUGAAAACUCAUGUUAUGUCUGAAGAUAAAAACGACUUUUUAAAACCUGUUGUAAAUGGGAAGAUGGUUAACAGCUGAAAGGAGGUUCAUCUUUCAAAUUUGUGACCACUCCAUGGAAGCAUUUACACUAGCUUUUUAUAUAUAUAAUAUAUAUUAUAUAAUGUAUAUUUUUUUUAAAAAAAAAGAUAUUACUGGGGGCAUCCAUUUCCUGUGGACUCUUUGAUACUUCAAGCCCUCUUGCAUUAGCAUUAUGAAAAAAAAAAAAAAGAAAAUUUACUUUACUAGGGUAACACGUUCACUUUCCAGAAGUGAUUGGAAUUUGGACAACAUUUAACUUAAGCUUCAAGCAGCUUUUUAUGAGUUUGUAGCAAUCCGGUGCAGUAACUGAGCCAUUUCCUAUUUUAAAUGGCUUCUAUAGAAAAUUAACAACUCAGUUAUUAAACUAGCAGGAUCCUACAAUGAUACAUCUAGUGAAAGUAGACUUAAUUAACUUAUUUAUUUCUAUUUUAUGUUUCAUUGAGAGAAAUUUCCAUCCCAUUCCAGCUGCUUUAUUUAUCUUUUUCAUGGGACUUUGCAUGGAUUUUUUUUUUUCUUCUUUUUCUUUUGAAGAAUGGAGUUUGAUGUUCUUACCAUAGAAUUUUUACAGGGUUAUAUACUAGCUUUCUUUACUGCAUUAUAUGUUGGAGUGUGGUGCAGUGCUUUUAUCUGUAGCAUUUAAUUUUUUUAAAAAAAUUUUCCAUUUUUCAAGAAUAGUCUCUGCUUUGUUAAUAUUUAUACACAGGCUACUUGUUGAAGUAAUUAAUUAAAAAUAUAACCAAGUGCCUAAGUCUUUCAGCUGAUGUACUAGAUAUUAAAUUCUCCUAAGUUAUGCAGAAUCGUUUUUACAAUUUUGAUAAAUUAUGCACUAAUGUAAUGGCAGUUUUUUAAAAUGCAGAUUUAAGCCUGUACAUUAUUGAAUCUGAUGACUUGGCAAAAGUAUCAGGUGCUUUCAGCUUUCUUGAGAAAACCCUGUAUGUAGCGUUUGCACUGACUAACAAGAUGGUAUUGCUGGGUUUUUUAAUUUAAACUAAUUAAUUUGGAUGUUCUUUGCAUUAUCUUGGUUAAAUAUUGUUUAUUGUUACUUCAUGUUGCAGUUUAAUUUUCCUUGUUUUCCAACUGUUGGGUUGAUAAGAUUAUGAACCAUGUAAUAGUAGUACAUUGGCUAACAUUUAUUCAUACUUAAAAACGUAAAUAAUUUCUGCUCUGCUAAAAUACGACUGAAAUUGUUUUGACUUGGCAUCUGAAAGUAUGCAGUAUGUUCAACCAGCCAUGCCCCAGAUUUGUGGGAGGUAUUUUAUUGAAACCUGAAUUUCAGUCAACAUUUGAAAACAAAAGCUGGGCAUUCCUUCCUGGUGAUCUCACCUAUAGUUUGUCUUUUUGUUUUUCUUCCAUUUCUUUAAGAUUAGUUUGACUUUUGUUAUUAUUUUUUUAAUUAACUUCUGUGAAGUUGUUUACUCUGAAAAUUGUACUGGAAUAUUUUAAGCCAAGCUGAUCUUUCACCAGGUGUACUGUAUGUAAGGGCUUUUCCUGCUAGCAAGAUGCUUAAACAGGAUCAUGUUAUUGGUCGUCUGAGCUAUUUAGUUGUUUUACAAAACCACAACAUUGUAUCAGAUAAGAUUUUGAUAAAAGUUUUGUGCACAUUUCCAGGGGUGGGAGGGUUGACAUUUCCCUGAAAUUUCUUGAUCAGAAUGAAUAAAUACUGGUGUUUGAUACCUGUCUUAAUGAACAUGCUCAUAAGGUGACUGAUAAGUUGUAAAUAUACCUGAAAAACAAAGGGGUAGUUUUGAUAUUCUGGUGUCAGUAUGGAAGAUCUUACACAUUUAUUUAAUAUUCAUUUGUUUGAAGAUGUUUGUUUGUAACAUAACAGCACAGUAGCCUUGACUUAGUUUCCUUUGGUUAGUACUGUACCUUUUUGCCAUGGCCAGUGCUCCCCAUCCCUACAAUGACAUUUUAUUUAUUUCACUCUGUAACCUGAAAUGAAUAGGAAUAAGAGUUUUAAACCAUGUUACAUUAACUUAUUUCUGACAUUAUAAAUUAGCCUACAAUAUUACAUGAACAUGAUUGUUAUAUAAUUUAUGAGAACCUUUCUAUAAAUAUGCGCUUAUUACAUUUGAAAUGCUUCCAAUGUACUUUAUUUGCUGUUUGUAAUUCCAAAAAGGAUAUGCAAACCAGUCUGUAUUUCAUGGAUAUUUAAUAGUGAGAUCUUCCAUGUUGAAGGUAAUGUAUUUUUUUUUAAGAUUUUAAAAUUGCUAUUUUGUUACAAAAUAGAGACCUAUUAACAGUUUGAGAGCUCCUUAUGUGCCCUCAGGGAAAGAACCCUCUGUGCAACAGAACUACACAAAACAUCUUCAGCACGUUCUGAGGGUGAAUAUAUACUACAUAAAUUGAUCUUGUGUAUUUAAUGUUAUCUUUUUAAUUUUAAAAUUGAAAUUUUGAAACUUGGUUGUGCUCUGCUGGAGGGGGUUAGGAUAAACUGCUUAGGUGUUUGCCUACUUGUCCAGUGAAAUUACAUUUGCAUCAGUGUAUGUGUAUACCCACCAACCUUAUUGGUAUGGCUCAGAACAUUUAUACUAAAAUAAUGCUUGUCUUGCAGCAGGUGAUCCCAUAAAACAGUAACACCCUGUUCUUAAAAACUUACUCUUUCUCGCUAACAGCAUAGGAAUUAUUUCUGUGUUGAGGUUACUCUAUAUUACAUCAUUUCUCUGUGUACUGGCCACUUUCUGUCAUAGUGGGUUUUAUGUGAAGUAAAGCCAUUGUUUCUGUCACUUUAGAAGAAAGCAAUCCAUCUGAUCCUUCUUCAAAAUGGUACCUACUGAUAUCAUAGAGGAAAAUACUACAAAUAAGACCGAGGAUGUGACUUUUUAAAAUUGGGGCAUUUCCUGUCAUUUGACCCUUUUACCAACAUGUCAUGAUGUACAUGUUUAGAAUCAUAGUAUACAAAGCAAUAGGAGAGGAAAUUUGCAAUGUUGGUAACUAAACUGUAUAUGUUGCCUACGGUCUAGUCAGGAAAAAGUAGACUGAGGUCUGGAAAGCAGGAAAGGGUGUGUGUGUGUGUGUGUGUGUGUGUGUGUGUGUGUGUGUGUGUGUGUGUGUGUGUGUGUGUGUGUGUGUGUGUGU